Molecule: messenger RNA, 1264 nt
Organism: Alternaria arbusti
Lineage: Eukaryota; Fungi; Ascomycota; Dothideomycetes; Pleosporales; Pleosporaceae
Exons: 3
Biological process (GO): regulation of DNA-templated transcription
Molecular function (GO): DNA-binding transcription factor activity, RNA polymerase II-specific; zinc ion binding
Source: RefSeq, a predicted model, not a curated record
AUGGAUCACUCGGAGCGAUGGCAAAGCAUUGCACCAGCCUCAGAUGAGCCGGGCCAGCGACGCCCAACCUCAGACCGGCGGAAGAAGCGACAGGCUGUUGCCGUGGCGUGCGUGCAGUGCCGGAAUGGGAAGGCCAAGUGUGACGGCACCAGACCCCGAUGCAAUCGAUGCAAGGAGAACGACCUAUCAUGUCAAUACGACGUCGCCGAAGGUGUCUCGCGAGCCGAGCGGAUGAAGAUUAUGAAGAGAGACAGCAUGACUGGCGAGCUGGAUGACCUGAAGCGCAUCGUUACCUCGCUACGCUCCGGGACCGACGACCAGGCCGCCGCUGUCCUCGCUCGAUUAAGGCUCGGUGAAGCACCUGAAGAGGUCGCAAAGACCCUCCCAAUGACAGUAUCCCCGGCGAUAUCCGGCCAACCUCCCAGCUUACUGGGUCAGGAGUCCACGGACACCUCUGGAAGCGGUAUGAGCCACGAAUCGGCAUUUGACACGAGUAAAGGCGCCUCACAGUUUCGAAAAGGCUCCAAUAUCUCCAUGGCGUCACCCACCAGCCAGAACAGAGGCUGGUCACCUUCAGCACCUUCAUCAACGUUUGCGUCGGGCAAGGGAAAACAAGCAGCAACGGCAGAUGGAGCGAACGAUCAUCCCUUCCUAGUCCCGCUGUUCGAUCGAGAGGACUAUCUCCUAACGAGGGACGAGGCUGGGGAAGAGAGUGAAGAGGAAGAUAGGCUUCAGGAAAGCCAGAUUGACCCACGACUUCUGCAGCAAGGAACGAGCUUCGACGGAGUCGGGAACGCGGCACCGUCAUCGAAACCAUCUCGGAGCCAACGGCCCUCACCGCACAGACAAAACACUAUACGCUCGGCAUACCCUACGCAUCUCACUGAUCGACAACCGAUCGUAAACACCAUCAGGAUACACCCAAAUCUCAACCUCCGCAACCUCUUCGGCAACAUGCCAUUCUCCAGUAGCAUCCGAAGUAACCACUAUCCGGGCGACAUUCAAGAGACGCAAAUCACCAACUUGUUUCUACCCACAUGGUCCAUGUUACCCAUAAACACAAUACCGGACCCGGGUUCAUUAAAACGCGCAUUCCCUGGCAUCUACGAACAAGCCACAACACUCAUGAACAUGGGCAUACCCGCCGACCAAAUCAUCGAAACCCACCCCAACAUCGCCGCACUCUGGGACGAAGACAUAUACAACAACUCCGGCAUACUCACCAAAUGGGCAGUCGGCAUGGUGCACGGCGUAUACAUGAAGG